This is a messenger RNA of Thrips palmi, 977 nucleotides long. RefSeq lists its product as uncharacterized. Lineage: Eukaryota; Metazoa; Arthropoda; Insecta; Thysanoptera; Thripidae. The coding region runs from base 23 to 949 and encodes 308 amino acids. The transcript has 2 exons. The record is from RefSeq and is a predicted model, not a curated record.
AGGUGCAGUGCAGUGUGUGGACAUGUCCCCGUCAGUGUGUGCGUUCGUGGUGGUGGCGGUGCUGGUGGCCGCGGCGUCGGCGCGCCCGUCCGACGAGUGGACGCCCAGCCAGAGCAGGGCCUUCGGCGCGUCGAGGCGGAGCUACUCCGUCGCGGCGCCCGCCCGCAACCGCGUGGCCGCGGCCCCCGCGGCGCCCGCCAAGGCCGCCGUCGUGGAGCAGGCCGAGGAGGCCGCCGUCGAGGACGGCCCCGAAGCGCGCGCCUCGCAGAACGAAGUCGGCGAGGACGACGGCUGGUUCAGCUGGCUGGUGCCGUCCGCCGAGAUGCGCGUCGUCGGCAAGGUGUGGGAGGACUGCGCGGCCAGGGACGACACCACCACCUGCCUCAAGGGCAAGGCCCUCACCUUCAUGGACCGCGCCGCCCGCAAGGACAGCCUCGCCCUGCCCGGCGGCCUCGCCCUCGUCCGCACGGCCGGCGACGCCGGCGCGGCCACCGCCCCCGUCACCGACGCCGACCUGGAGGCGUCCCUCCCCCGGGAGCUGGGCCAGCGCGACGCCAAGCUCGACCAGAUGCUGCUGGACCGCGUGCUCGGCUUCGUCCAGACCCACGCCCUCAGGUUCAACCUCGCCGAGCAGGGUGAAGAGCGAGGCAUCAAGAAGAAGGACCUGCUGCCCUACCUGCUGCUGGGCAAGCUCGUCGCCUCGUCCAUGGUGGCCAUGGCCUUCACCGGGCUCGCGCUCCUGGCCGGCAAGGCCCUGAUGGUGUCCAAGAUCGCCCUGCUGCUGUCCGGCAUCGUGGCCCUCAAGAAACUGUUCGGCGGCGGCGGCCACAGCAGCGGCCAGGUGGAGGUCGUGAACCACGGCCGCUCCAUGGACGUCGACGACGACGAGGAGCCCCAGGCCAUGGCGUACCGAGGCCAGAUCCAGAGGCCAGCCACCCGGCGGUCGUAAGCCGACUCGAGCGCGGCGCGGGGAGGGG